UGCUUCGGUUCUCCGUGGUUAAACGUGUUUCUAUUUGGCUGCCGGUUUUCAAUGACACUGACACUGAGGCGAAAAUGUUCAGAGACGAUACUGCCAGCAACCCUGCGACCUGCAUGUGACCCGCACGGUUUCCCACAUGGACACCGAUACCGGCCACCUCUCAGUACUUCCCAUGAGCCUUAACAAAUGUAUGGUCAAUUUGCCUGUUAUUUCGCACCGACAUGGCUUCUGUCGCAUGCCCUUGUGCCCGAUACACACCUCAGGCCGUAAUACGGCACCUGAUGCGAAUUAGAAAUAUUGCAUUGGCUAUUUCCGAUUGCUUUAUUUGACUUUUCCGCGUACACAUUGCCUUCCUGCUCUUCUGACGAAACGCUGCUUACUCAUAAAGAAUGCGUAAAAAAGUUUACUGUCGAUUACCUUAAUUAUUGAACGGAAGGGGGUUUACCCAGUUACUGGGACUAAUAAUGACCCUUGUCACCCAGUAAACCCUAACUAGCAAGUUCGUCUAAUUGAGUGACCUAGUGAAUAAGUGCAACCCCCAGGAGGCUGGAUCAGUAAGCAUACGGACAGCCAGUGAAGUUUACCACGAUGCGCUUUUACAAAGAUGUCUUUCUGUUGUCGCAGGGUGUUGCGGCAAUGAAAAUCCCCGCGGGAGGCGUAGACCUCAACAUCUCUACGUGGUCAUGAAUUCGGUGUCCCCCAGCGCAGCGCAAUACCUGGGGGGCGGUCUGCAGGACGAGGGCCUGGCUUCACACCCCGAUGGCUACCGGGCUCCGGCCCGUGACCCGGCCCGUGACCCCCGGGGACAUUUCGGCUACGGCUCAGGCUCUGACGGGAGCAGGGAGGCAGCGGAGGAGCCUGACGAGGUGGAUCGGCUCAAGGCAAAGCUGAUGUCUGCCUGGAACAACAUGAAAUACGGUUGGUCUGUCAAAUCAAAAACCAGUUUUAACAAGACCACACCCCUGACUUUGCUGGGACACUCCUACCUGCUGAAUCAUGAAGAUGAAGUGGAGCGGCUCAGCCGGGCCUUCGUGUCCCGCCUGUGGCUGACUUACCGGCGCGAGUUCCAGCAGCUCGAGGGCUCGACGUGGACCACGGACUGCGGCUGGGGCUGCAUGCUGCGCAGUGGACAGAUGCUGCUGGCCCAGGGGCUGCUAAUGCACUUGCUGCCCCCAGGCUGGGCGUGGCUGGACGGGCAGCAGCUCACAGACGUGGAAUUUGAGAUCCUAAAGCCUCGUUCCCCGUCGCGGAGCUCCGGGGUCUCGCUGCCCGCAUUUCCCUCUUCCCGGUCCACCCCCCGGGGACGCGGGGGCACUGCAGAGGCGUCGAAGAGAACCUCCGUUUGGAGACACUCCACAGAAACCAGCCUGGACAGGCAGGCGGAAGCCAUGCACCGUCGGGUGGUUUGCUGGUUCGGGGAUCAUCCCAGUGCUCCGUUCGGGGUGCACCAGCUGGUCGAGCUGGGCAAGAGUUCAGGGAAGAAGGCCGGGGACUGGUACGGGCCCUCCGUCGUCGCCCACAUACUCAGAAAAGCGGUGGAUAAAACUUCUGAGCUGCCCAAUCUGACAGUGUAUGUAGCUCAGGAUUGUACUGUGUAUAAGGAGGAUGUUAUGCGGCUGUGUGACCACUCUCAGUCAGAGGGCUCGUCCCAGUCAGGUUCAGGGUGGAAGUCUGUUAUUGUCCUGGUCCCAGUUCGACUGGGUGGAGAGACCCUGAACCCGUCCUACAUCGACUGUGUCAAGAACAUUCUCAGGUUGGAUUGCUGCAUUGGCAUCAUCGGCGGAAAGCCCAAGCAUUCCCUCUUCUUCAUCGGCUUCCAGGAUGAUCAGCUGCUGUAUCUGGACCCACACUACUGUCAGCCGGUGGUGGACGUCACCCAGGGCAACUUCCCGCUGGAGUCAUUUCACUGUCACUCUCCGCGGAAGAUGAGCUUCAGCCGAAUGGACCCCAGCUGCACCAUUGGCUUCUACGCCAAAAGCCAGAAGGACUUUGAGUCUCUCUGUGCCAUGGUCGGCGCGGCUCUGUCCUCCUCUAAGGAGAAGUACCCAAUCUUCACCUUUGUAGAAGGCCGGGGGCAGGACUACGGGUUGGAGGGGCAGAGUGGGGUGAUGCCUGAGCAGGCGACACGCAUCUUACCCAGGGGAAAGACCAGCGGAGGGAAGAGAUGCAGCGUGGAUGAGUUCGUGUUCCUGUGAAUGUGCUGGACCGGCCGCUGAUCACUGGAAAGGACCCCCCCCUCUCCCAGGAGUGGAAGCAAAUGAAUGUUGGGCCGCUUCCCUGAUGUUGCUCAAAUUGCAUCGCCCCCCACCCCCCAGGCUGGUGUCUCAAGUUCUUGGUGGAGGAAUCAUGGUAAAGAGAGGCCAGGUAUAGGACUCUAUCUUCAGGGCACUUUUGUAGUCACUGUAGCUUAAUGGCACUGAGGUGUUCUAUCCGAGAACAAGUGGUUUUUCCGGAUUGUCACGAAUGAAUUAUGGUUCUUUUGUCUAUUGUUUCCCUUUUUGAGUUUCUAACUUGCAGUCGUACACCUUGCAUUUCCCGAACGCGGUCUUCCGAUGUCGAGGCCGUCCUUAAAGCGAGGUGCAGCGGGCGAGAUCUGCCGUGCGUGCAGUUAGAUGUUGAGGUGAUGUGGAUGGUUCCCAAGCUGAAAGAUUCCUGCUGUUUUGGUGUAAUUUUGAACAUCUUCGACUUGAAUGGAUUCAUAACUCUAAGUGUGUAACUUUGUAUGGUGCUUUGCAUCCCUUAAGGAUGCUAGUCUGCCUACAAAAUUGUCCGGUAAGCUAAUCACAAGUUAGCCUGUCACGGCUACUGGGACUUUAACCUCUUUUAUUUUUUUCUUUGUAAUUUUAUUUUACUGGAUUUUACCUAAAUACAUUUGCUGAAUGUUUGUGGGGGGUGGCGGAAAAUGGUCUGGGAUGGUGUGUAAUUUUGUGAGUGAGUAAUAUUUUAUUUUAAUUUAUUGUUGCAACUUUUACACUUUUAAAGAUCAUUGCAGCGUUGUCCAGAAUCAUUGUGGUUGUUGGGCUCUGUCGUAACAAAUGUGGCGUCUAGUGUAAAGCUUGCAUUUAUUUUAAUUUCAUAAGAGAGCUGCAGACUUAAAUUGUAGUGCACACCCUGUGUGGAUCGUCACGCCAAGGCCCGAGCUGUACACUAUUUAAUGGACUUCUGUGUUUGUGCAAUGUCCCUCACUGCCUGCAUCCGAGAUGCCUCAUCGCUGACCUUGAUCCAUUACUGUACUUGGACAUCCUGUGCAGUUUCCCCGCACUGAUCUCCAAGCUUUCCAGCAACUGCCCAAUGUUCUACAAUGAGCUGAACUCCAGGGGAAUUGUGGGAAACGCAAUCUUUGGUUUCUCCAAAGGCCUCAGAGCUGCAUGUUUUGGAAUCAACAAGUGUCGAAGCAGAUCCGUCUGUUUUUUUAUCCUUUUAUAGGUGCAGUGAUGUUCCUCCCCUCCAGGACUUGCCAUUAUUUUUUACUUGCACUGUAUGAGUAAUUGACUUCUGUACAUUAUGUGCUCAAAUAAUUCAGAAGCAUAUUUUCAUGGAAAAAUCAUACUUGUUCAGGUUUUGAUUUUUUUUUUUUCUUAAACUUCUGAAGGUGUAAGUUAAUUAUUCUGCAUAUUUAUUUACAAAUAUAUUUGUAAAUCUGCUGUAAAGAUGAUGGAAUAAAUGAGUUUUUAAAACAA
Messenger RNA from Brienomyrus brachyistius, 3680 nucleotides. It is a transcript of the gene atg4da, whose product is annotated as autophagy related 4D, cysteine peptidase a. NCBI's taxonomy places the organism in Eukaryota, Metazoa, Chordata, Actinopteri, Osteoglossiformes, Mormyridae. Gene Ontology annotation, molecular function: protein-phosphatidylethanolamide deconjugating activity. The record is from RefSeq and is a predicted model, not a curated record. The coding region runs from base 684 to 2195 and encodes 503 amino acids. The transcript has 11 exons.